This is a messenger RNA of Folsomia candida, 1545 nucleotides long. Its product is annotated as zinc finger protein 708. Bases 166 to 1470 code for a protein of 434 amino acids. The record is from RefSeq and is a predicted model, not a curated record. NCBI's taxonomy places the organism in Eukaryota, Metazoa, Arthropoda, Collembola, Entomobryomorpha, Isotomidae. The transcript has 4 exons.
AAAAAAAUCAAUCCCCACACUACACACCAACCUCCGGAGGGACCGCACACUCGUCUUGUUGUCCACACUCUCCAUCCUCACCCCCCUCUGAUAACACUUCAAAACCACUCAAAACUCUAAACCCACCCCCAAAAACUCAUCCCCCACUUCCAACCCACCCAAAAAAUGGACGUGUCCACCCAACUCUCCGGGAUGAACCCCAAGCUUCGUCACAAACUGUUGACCACGAUCCAGUCCUCCACGACCACCGCGACGACGGACCCCACUGAUAACACUGACUCAGAUGAGCACCUCCUCACCACCACCUCUGACCUCGACUACACCAACGUCGUGGUAGUGGAAGAAAUCGAACAGGUCGUCGUAGAACUACAUCAUCAUGAAAUGCAGCAUGACAUCAGUGAAAUCAUCUCUCAUGAAGAACAACAAAUGGAACAAGAAUUGAUACAAGAACAAUUAAUCGAUAUCAAACCGUCCAUCGUGACGGUGACCCCGGCGGAUUUGCUCGCUCCCACUUUUCCGUGUCCUCAUUGUCCGCGCCUGUUCAACCGCCGGAACAUGGUCACGCGUCACAUUAACGAAAUCCACAAGGUCGCCCUCCCCUUCAAGUGCGAUCUCUGCGAUAAAACCUUCUCCGUCAUCCCCUCCCUCCAGAAGCAUCUCAUGAACCACCACAACAUCGACCCAGAACCGUACAACUGCCCCACCUGCCCCGACACCUUCACCCUCCAAUCCCUCCUAGAAUCCCACAACUGCCCCUCCAAACCCAAACCUCCACCCCAAACAAAACCCCUAAAAAUAACCCCCCUAAAGAAACUCACAAAGAAAACUCCAAAAAAACCCACACCACCACCCGCUCGUCCCCCACCCAACCACCCCUGUAAAAUCUGCCAAAAAAACUUCCGCACCAAGUCCACCCUAAAACGCCACACAAACUCCCACUUCAAAUGCGGCUACUGUCGGAAAUCUGUCUCCUCCGCGGAGAACCUCUCGAAACACCUCCGGACCCACGAGGACGAUGUGGAAGAUGAGGAAAAAGAUUUCGUUUGUGGUCAGUGUGGGAAGAAAUAUUACGUGGAGGAGAAUUUCAAAAUCCAUCGCGUGUGGCACAAGGAGGAAGGAGUCAAAAAAUGGGGUUGUGCAGGGUGCGAUCAACGGUGGAAGAGUGAGGAUAAGUUUAACAAGCAUUUAGAGAAAUGUUUAGGGAAACAGUGGGAGUGUGAAAAGUGUGGGGUGGUUUUUGGUGGGGGUGCAGCGAGGAAAGGGGGGAAGAAGGCUUGGGAGAGGCAUUUGGCCGGUGGGGGGUGUGAGAAGAAAGUGGAAGUAGUGGAGGAAGAGAGUGAGGAACUGGAAAAGAUGAAGAUGGAUUUCCUUGAGAGCAGCAGCGACGAGAAACUCAUCGAUCAACCGAUUCAAUCAGAAGAAGUAGUCAUGAUUCAAGAAAGCGACGUCGUUAAUGAGGAAAAUAUUUAAUUUAUUUUACGACUGAUUUUUUUAAAUAAUAGUUUAUAAGUCUAAAUAAAGCAUUUAAUUUUUUUGCCAUACAAA